Messenger RNA from Cylindrotheca closterium, 2469 nucleotides. The record is from the annotation of a GenBank genome assembly. NCBI's taxonomy places the organism in Eukaryota, Bacillariophyta, Bacillariophyceae, Bacillariales, Bacillariaceae.
AUGAGUUCACAAAAUUCCAGCAAACCGCCGGAAUCCUCGUCAAUGAAUUCUUUGUCAAAGCAAGUACUGCAAUGGCAAAAGGAGCUGGCAGAUUAUACUGAUAGUCAAGAUGACGUCCAUGCAAAGGAUACUAUACGCAACGAUGUUGCCCAAGCGGUGCCCCAAAUACUCCAAGAUAGGGAAAUUCAAACCACACUCCAAACACUCGUCCAAGUGCUGACAUUUUCCUUGCCCCAAGCAAACGAGCCGCAUAAAACCUUCAAAGACGCCAAGUUGGUCAAUGCUUCCUUGGAGGUUCUCACCAAGGCGGCCAUGCAACCUACCGCCAAGACCUUGUUUGUCUCGACAGGAACCUUGAAACCAAUCACCAAUCUCUUGCGCAAGGCGUGUCUGUCACAGAAAUUUCUCGUCUCCAACAGUCCAGUCAAUUCUGCUGCUGCUGCUGCUGCUGCUGCUACUACUAUUACCAACACAUCAACCACAACAAUACCAUCCACAGUGGGUCCUUGUGGCGAUGAAAAGAAGGAUGACGAUGGGACGACCUCCUCCUCUCCAUCAUCAUCAUCAACUUCCGAAGAGGAAGAAGCCUUGCAAAAGACACCAUCGAUGGCCUUGCACUGUUUGGCCAACUUGUCGGACAAUGCCUCGGAUGCCAUUAAAAACGACUAUCUCUUGCCCAUUGCCAAUCCACUUGUACACAAUAUCAUGAGUUCGGCAACACAACCACAAAUUCAACGGUAUGCUUGCAAGAUGGUAUAUCACUUGUCCAAUCCACUCCUGCAAGAAUUGGUCGCGGCGGGAUUUGUCGAAGUUAUUUGGAAGGCCAAUCAAGCGCAUCCGGACGAUGCUAUCUUGCAACACUAUGCCAAUGCCUGCCUUUACAAUUUAUUGCCCGUGUGUCCUCCACUCAUUCUACAGCAAAUUGCACGACCUCAACAAAUGGUCCAAGGUUUGGUCACGGGCAUGAUGGCCCAUCCAACCAAUUUGGAAGUUCAAAAGUAUGGUUUGCUAGUCAUGACACGAGUGGCCACCAACAAUGUCAGCCAAAAUCAUCGACCUGGGGCUGCUGUUGCUGCUGCAAGUCCCAACACGAGUCCCACUGCCACUGCCACUGGCGGUUCCUCUUCCUUUUUGAAAUCGACCAAACAGCCCAACAACAAUACGAAUAAUGCACUCCAAGCCAGUCAUGCCUUGGGAUUACCCCAUGUCAUUUAUUGCAUUUUGACGGCCCUUCAUUUGCAUUGCAAAAAUGAUGAAAUUGCCCAAGUGGGUUGCAAUUUAUUGAAACACGUCUCGAGAAUUUCCAUUGAUUUUGCCAAUGCCAUGAUUCAAGAGGGUGGUCUUGCCGUGUUGUUGAGAAUUAUGCAAUGCCAUUUGGAUCACACGUCCAUCCAAGAUCCCUGCAUGGCCACUCUCCGAAAUUUGUUGUCCCUUCGUACCACCACGGCCAUUGGGAUUGUCGACACGACCUUGCCCGAAGAAGCGGCCAAGUCGAUUCGGUUGGCCCUGCAGGAAGCAAAAACGAGUUCGGGCAAUACCAAUAAUGGCAAACAACAACAACAACAACAACAACAACCAAAUGGAGAACCGACCUUGGUGGCCAUGGUUCGAGUGAUUGGUUUGGUCAUGUCGAUUCAUGUGCAGGACGCUCCCAUUCAAGCCUAUGGAUGCGAUGCUUUUGGACGAUUGGCGGCCUUGGACGAUUACGCUGUGGAUGCCCCAGGCGACUCGAACUCGGACUCGAACAACAACAACAACAACAACAACAACAACAACAAUGCUACAAAAUGGAUUCGCCAAGUCUUGUAUGAAGGAAAUGCAUUGCGACUGGCCUUGCAGGCCAUGCGGGUGCAUUCCAACCAUCUAGGAGUCCAAGAUCGGGCCAUUGUCUUGUUGUUGAGAUUGUGUAGUUACGAGCCAGCCUAUGCCUUUAUGCGGCAGGAAAAAGAAAUGGAAGAAGAGUCUGAUGAAGAGUUGGAACUGGAAGAUGAUUAUGAAUAUGGUGAUGAAUACGAGGACGACUCGAUAGGACCUGUGCUUCAAUCAUCGGCUACCGGAGACAGCAGCAAUCUGUCGUCAUCAUCACAACAAAUGCCGCAAUCUUUCGUGUACAAGAUAUUGUUGAAUACCAAAGUAUCUCCCAGGAAGGAAUCCCAAGAUCGAUUGCAACGAUUGCUGUCGAUUGUGGAUUUGCAAGGAUUGACCCCUGCCUCAUCGUCGUCGUUCCAUGACAGCAUUAGUAGUACUCGAGAGGGCGGAAGUGGUUUGUUUAGCCGGCUCAGCAUGGAAGGUGCCUCGGAACGAAUGCGAAAUCUGCGCAUCAGCUUGUCGUCGCCAACAACAGAGAAUGCCAACGCGCCUACGACUGCUGCUGCUACUGCAAAUCAACAACAACCACAAAGAGCCUCGUGGGCUUCGCCCUUGACGGGACGGGCCAGUAGAUGGUGGCAAUCUCCUCAGAACAAGUAA